AUGUGGCAGGGCAAAGUUUAUGGCCUGGCCUUCCUCAUCAUUUGCUUCAGUGGAGUUUGGCCAUACCUCAAGCCGAUGUUGAUGCUUGUGUGCUGGUUCACACCGCCGUCUCGGCUGAGUGUGGCAAAGCGUCAGGGCUUGCUGAACUUCUUGGAUGCCUUUGGCAAGUGGUCGCUGGUGGACACGUUUUUCAUGGUGGUCUGCAUGGUUGCCUUCAAGUUUGAUCUGAGCGCCACUGAAGGAUCGGGCUUGAUUCAGGACAUCUUCCGCGAGGCAGGAGACGACGCGAACCUGAGGGUCUUCGUGCAGCCAAACCUGGGCUUCUUUACUUUCCUCAUCGCUACCUUCUGCUCACUUAUUGCUGGCCACAUCACAACGGCUUGCCAUCGAUAUGCCCACAAGCUGGGUGAGUUCGGAGUCGAAGAGGAGGACCAGGGCAAGUGA
Symbiodinium pilosum is the source of this 444-nucleotide messenger RNA. The record is from the annotation of a GenBank genome assembly. NCBI's taxonomy places the organism in Eukaryota, Dinophyceae, Suessiales, Symbiodiniaceae.